Molecule: messenger RNA, 1714 nt
Organism: Fopius arisanus
Lineage: Eukaryota; Metazoa; Arthropoda; Insecta; Hymenoptera; Braconidae
Product: retinoid-inducible serine carboxypeptidase
Exons: 6
Coding region: 281-1588 (435 amino acids)
Biological process (GO): proteolysis
Molecular function (GO): serine-type carboxypeptidase activity
Source: RefSeq, a predicted model, not a curated record
UAUCGACAGUAACUCCUUGAGUUAACCACGGUUAGAGCUUGAUUAAGCUAAAUUGAUGCCCUCCCCACCAAACAGUACUCACCACCGGAGGUUUACCAAACCCUACGUCGUGCUGCCUUCACCGAUUGCUUCAAUUUUAUCAAUUGCAUAAUGCAAAUGUUACGAGAUAGACAUUGGAAAAUAAAACGAUGCUGCAGUCUCCAAUGUGUGUCACGAAGAUAAUGACUCUGAGUAUGAAUUUCGAAGUCUAACUGAGGAGAUUGAACAGUAUUGGAUUGUCAUGGAAUUAUCUUCGUACGUGCUCUUUCUUAGCCUCAGCCGUUUGCUGAUUGUCCAACAAGGUGCAGGGAAGAAAGGUUUUGGUCCAGGGGAACAAGAAUGGGGAUAUGUGACAGUGCGACCUGGUGCUCACAUGUUUUGGUGGCUCUAUUAUGUCACUCCAGAAUCUUAUAAGCUGGAUGUCAAUGGGAACGCCAGCGUCUACGACAAACCUCUGAUAAUUUGGUUGCAAGGAGGUCCAGGCAGCUCGUCCACUGCCAUUGGUAAUUUCGAAGAAAUUGGACCGAUUGAUGUCGAAGGCAAUCUUCGAAACGUGACUUGGGUGCGAGACUGUAAUGUUCUGUUUGUCGACAAUCCCGUGGGAGCGGGAUUCAGUUAUGUUGACGAUAUCAAUCUAUUCGCGAAAAAUAAUUUGGAGAUUGCAACGGAUCUAGUGGAAUGCAUGAUGGGCUUUCUGACUGAAUUUCCAGGAUUUAAGGAUGUGGACAUUUAUAUUUUUUCUCAGUCAUAUGGGGGUAAAAUGGCCUCAGAAUUUGCAUUGGAGUGGUACAAGGCACAGAAGGCGGGAAAUAUCCAGAGUAAUCUCAAAGGUGUCGGGCUAGGAAACUCUUGGAUAUCUCCAAUAGACAGUAUGCGAUCUUGGGCUCCAUUUCUAUUCUCAGUGGGUGCAGUUGAUACCCGAGGUAAAGAGGCUAUUGAAAUAUUGGUACGGGAUACCGAGAGGGCAACAAACGAAGGCUCGUGGAAAAGAGCCAUGAAUUUAUAUUGGGACACUGCGAAUCUCGUCAGUAAUCUCACCAGCAGUAUGGAUUUUUAUAACAUCCUUGAAAAAGUCAGGGUAGACGGGAGUUCAGAAGAACCAACACCUCUGGACAGACUCAUGCAAACCCAAGUAUCAGCUGCACUUCAUGUCAAUGUAACGUGGGGCAAUCAAAGUGAUCAUGUUCUAAAUCAUUUGGAGAAUGAUUUUAUGAGGAAUGUGACUCAUAUUGUGAAAAAAUUAAUUGAUGAUACCGACUUAAAGAUAUUUGUAUUCAGCGGUCAGUUGGAUUUUAUAGUCGCAACCCUGGGAACUGUUAGUUGGGUGGAAAAACUUCAGGAGAAUGACGAUGAGUGGAAAAAUUCUCCGAGGAAGCCUCUUAUUGUUAACAAUGUCGUUGAGGGAUAUCAAAAGAAAUCGAAAAAUUUCGAAAUGUAUUGGAUCAACAGGGCUGGUCACAGCGUACCAGCAGAUAAUCCUAUUGCUGCGAGAGAAAUGCUCAUUCAUAUGAUUAAAGGUCCGAGCUUGGUUCCUGUUAAUGGAGAUUAAUUUCAGGAGGGAAGUGAUUACGAUUUUUAAGUAUGCGAAGGAGAGUGACUGUUUUAUAAAUUCUAUAUUUUUCAUAAGCCAAUGAUUUAUUUCACAUAAAUUCGCUUCAGAUGAUAAUAAAACUUU